CGCAUGUGUUUCCUCUCGCGCUCUCUCUCUCUCUCUCUCUCUCUCUCUGUGUUCCGGUCUCUUCUAUGUUUUCUCAAGCUUCUCGUUCACGCCGAAUCUCUCUCUUUCUCUUCUCUCUCUUUGUGAAUAAUAUCUCGCUUAGCCGAAUUUAGACGAACCAAAUUUGCUGAGCCAGACAGUUCACUUCAUCGGAAAUGACAGUGUUCGGAAACUCGAACGCCGGAUAUCUUGUCGGAAAGCAGGUGUUUCCUGUCGACUAUGAAGCUGAGGUUUCACAGAGGCUCGUCGACGCUGCGCAUAAUAAUGAUUUAAAAUUGGCUUGUGAAUGGAUUGCUGAUUCUUUCGUGGACGUGAACUUCGUUGGUACAGUGAGUUUGAAAGCUAAAAAGACAGAGAUCGUUUUGCACGGCGAGUUGGCUCACGAAGUUCGUGUUGAGUACGAGGAGUUCAAGACCGAGGUUACUGCACUGUUCCUCGCUGCACACUCGGGAAAUUUAGCACUUGUUAGAAAGUUGCUGCAGAGUGUCGGAGCCAAUGUGAAUCAGAAACUGUUUCGAGGCUAUGCAACAACAGCAGCAGUGAGAGAAGACCACCUAAAAAUACUACAAGUCUUAAUAAGUUCAGGGGCAUAUCAGGAGGCAUGUGAGGAGGCAUUAUUGGAGGCAAGCUACUUGGGAAGGGCCAGAGCUGCUGAGAUGCUAAUGGCGUCCGAUAUGAUACGUCCUCAAGCUGCUGUUCAUGCUCUUGUAUCUGCCUCUUGCAGAGGACUUGUUGAUGUAGUUGAUACACUCCUCAAGUGUGGAGUCGAUGCCAAUGCAACUGAUCGGUUGCUACUUCAAUCUUCUAAGCCAACUCUCCACGCCAAUGUCAAUUGUUAUGCACUUGUUGCUGCCAUUGUUAGCCGGCAAACAAACGUUGUCAGACUCCUGUUGCAAGCAGGAGUGCGAACAGAUAUCAAAGUGAAAUUGGGAGCUUGGUCUUGGGAGAUGGAUACAGGAGAAGAUUUUCGUGUAGGUGCAGGACUAGCUGAGGCUUACUGUGUCACUUGGUGUGCUGUGGAAUACUUCGAGGCCAGCGGUGGUAUCUUGCGCAUGCUCCUCCAAUAUAUUUCCCCUAACAUUCCUCACUUCGGGAGGACUCUUAUCCACCAUGCCAUCAUAUGCAACAAUGCAAGAGCUGUAGAUGUGCUAUUGAAUUGCGGUGCGGAUGUUGAAGUUCCGAUCAAGACAACUUCGAAAAUGGAGCUACUACGCCCAAUUCACUUGGCUGCAAAGCUUGGAUUAGGCAAAAUUCUACAACUGCUGGUUAACUCUGGCUGCAAUGUCGACUCUCGGACAGGCUAUGGAGAAACCGCGCUGAUGAUCUGCGCCAGACAUAAACAUGAGGAAUGCCUUAGAAUUCUUGCUUCAGCAGGAGCCGAUUUCGGUCUGGUUAAUCCUGCUGGUCAAUGUGCAAGAUCAAUUGCAGAAGCGGCUCGGUGGUCUCUUGGAUUCCAACAAGCAGUUGUGGAUGUAAUUCAAGAAGGGAAGGUUGUUAAAUCGAGCAACAAGUCCAUGUUUUCUCCUCUGAUGUUUGUUACAAGAGCAAAUGAAAUUGAGGCUAUGAAAAAGCUUGUUGAGAGAGCACAAAUUGAUCUCGACGAACAAGACGAAAAUGGAUUCACGGCUGCAAUGGUAGCUGCUGCAGGUGGUCAUUUGGAGGCUUUCAAGUUGCUUGUUAAUGCUGGGGCUAAUGUGAAGCUCCAUAACAAAUACGACCAGACCGCGAUGAAACUAUCAGAAGUAAAUCAGAACGGUGAUGAGUUCGAAAAGGUAAUGCUUGAACAUGCGCUUGAAACAAGAUAUAACAGUUCACUCCGGUUUUUCACUCUACACCGAGCAGCUCGUCGGGGAGAAGUAGAUUCAGUUAAAAGGUUGUUAGGCGGGGUUUGCGAUGUCAAUGCGCUUGAUAGUGAUGGAUAUACAGCAUUGAUGUUAGCAGCAAGUGGAGGGCAUGCCGAAGUAUGUGAGCUUUUGAUCUCUUUUGGGGCUAGUUGUGAAAUUGUGAAUGCAAGACAGGAAACAGCACUGUCCCUUGCAAGGAAAAAUGGGAUUGGUAACAAUGCUGAGCAAGUGAUAUUGGAUGAACGAGCGCGGAAACUAGUUGUUGGUGGUGCUCGUGUAAAGAAGCACACGAAGUGCGGUAAAGGAGCUCCUCACAGUAAAACACUGAGGAUGGUGGUGGCUGCUGGGGUUUUGCGGUGGGGGAAAUCAAGUAAGAGAAAUGUGAUUUGCAAGGCAGCUGAUAUUGGACCAAGUGACAAAUUCAGGUGGAAUCGCAGGAGGAAAUUCGAUACUGAUGAGCCGGGAUUGUUCCAUGUUGUGACCACAAAGAACAAGGAUAUGCAUUUUGUGUGUGAAGGCGGUGUUGAAAUGGCCCAGAUGUGGGUGAGAGGUAUCAAAAUUGUGACAAGGGAUGCUAUUUUUGGCAAGAAAACGAUUGUUUGAAAUUGACGUACAAAAUGUUGGUUUUUAAGAGUAUAUCUGCAGAGCAGGUAGGAAAGUACUUGAUGUUGUAUUUCUAUAGUUUUCGGCAACACAUGUCAGUAGUAGUGCUAAUUAACCAGGAAUUAGCAUGUUAAGAGAUGUGCUUCACAAAAUUGAUGUUCCGGUUUCUUUACAUGUCACUUUCACCAAUUUAGCAUUUUCCUAAGCAAACGCUCAGCUACAUUUUCAGCCAUGGCCAGUCGACCACCUGUUCCCAGACUGCAUUGGUAUUGUCUGAGUUACGACCAAAGAGUCUGUGUGAGCCUGCUGAUCCAACCUACUUUGCAAGAAGCAUGUAAAUUAUAGUGUAUACAGCUUGUAAUCCAAGUGUUAUUUAGCAGGGACAAAGUUUUUUUUUUUUUUUU
This is a messenger RNA of Ziziphus jujuba (common jujube), 2890 nucleotides long. RefSeq lists its product as uncharacterized. Gene Ontology annotation, molecular function: protein binding. The record is from RefSeq and is a predicted model, not a curated record. The coding region runs from base 195 to 2486 and encodes 763 amino acids. The transcript has 4 exons. NCBI's taxonomy places the organism in Eukaryota, Viridiplantae, Streptophyta, Magnoliopsida, Rosales, Rhamnaceae.